AUGGCCGAUGAUAUGAGUUGGGGUGAUUUGGGCGCGAAUUGGCCCAAUACACGUGAUACUCCAUUUCUUGAUUAUUUAGCGUCCAUUAGUAUCCGUUUGCCAGAUUAUCAUAGUGGAGCUUCCGUUUGCAGCGUUAGUCGAGCAGCUCUAUUAACUGGACGAUUAACUCCACGUACGGGUGUUUGGAGGAAUUUUGCUUCAACUGCCCUAGGAGGACUACCAGUUAAUGAAACAAUCAUUUCAGAACUUUUAAAAAGUGUUGGUUAUACAACGGCUAUUCAUGGUAAAUGGCAUCUUGGACAUCAACCUUCAUUUCAUCCAUCAUACCGUGGAUUUGAUGAGUAUAUUGGUAUUCCAUAUAGUAUUGAUAUGGGUUGUACAGAUAAUCCUGGAGCUAAUUAUCCACCCGUACAAGUUUGUCCUAAAGAUCCGCCACUUUAUUUCGAACAAAAACAUGAACAUCCAGAUGAUCUUAGAAAAGUUAUUGAAGCUGAUUUAACAGUCGGUAUACCAUUGUAUCAAUGUCUUACACCUCGAUGUCCUAAUGAUAAUUGUAAUAAAGAAAUUAUUGAGCAACCAGUUAAUCUUUCAACGUUAACACAAUCAUAUAUUGAUAAUGAUCGACGAUUUAUUCAACGUAGUGUAGAAGCAAAACAACCAUUCUUUCUAUAUUUACCCUUAUCACACAUGCAUGUACCACAUGAUUAUGCACAAAAGUUCAAAAAUUCGAGUAUUUUACCAAGUAUUUAUGGUGAUACACUACGAGAACUUGAUUAUCAUGUCAAUCAAACGUAUCAACUAUUAAAAGAUUUAGAUAUUUUAAAUCAAACACUAUUGAUCUUUACUAGUGAUAACGGACCAUGGUCAUCAAAAUGUGACUUAGCAGGAAGUUCAGGACCAUUUGUAGGUGCUUGGCAAGCGUUACCAACACCUUAUGGAGGUGGAGGAGGAGGCACAGCAAAAUUCACAACAUGGGAAGCAGGACAUCGUGUUCCAUUCAUUGCACAUUGGCCAGGCAUGAUAAAACCCGAUACAGUCUCAAAUGCUCUUGGAUCACAUUUGGAUAUAAUGCCAACGAUUGCUAAUCUUGCUAACUUUACUUUACCGUCAAAUCGAAGUUUUGAUGGAAUUGAUCUGGGAUCAGUGCUUUUUGAUGGUUCCGAUCAAGGUCAUGAAGAACUAUUUCAUCCAGAUAUGUUUGGCUUACUGUCAGCAGUUCGUUAUAAUCAGUAUAAAGCUUAUUAUAUGACCUAUUCUGCGAUUGAUGGAGCAUGUGGUGGUAAAGAAGGCUUAAUCAUUCCACAUAAACCACCUCUAGUUUUUGAUCUUAGUCGUGAUUUAGGUGAAUCUACUCCAAUAUCGGUUUCACAAUCAGUGUACGAUGCAAUCGAUCAAGUAUUACAAGCAAAAUUAAAAGAUAUUGCCUCGACACCACACACACAAGUUGAUUAUCGGAUUGGAGGAUUAGAUGCACGUGCUUGUUGUGAUGCAGGACAUAUUGUUUGUCGUUGUACAGACUACUUGUUAUGA
This is a messenger RNA of Rotaria sp. Silwood1, 1530 nucleotides long. Lineage: Eukaryota; Metazoa; Rotifera; Eurotatoria; Philodinida; Philodinidae. The record is from the annotation of a GenBank genome assembly.